Messenger RNA from Teleopsis dalmanni, 1613 nucleotides. It is a transcript of the gene Scsalpha1, whose product is annotated as succinate--CoA ligase [ADP/GDP-forming] subunit alpha, mitochondrial. Gene Ontology annotation, biological process: tricarboxylic acid cycle. The transcript is spliced from 5 exons. Gene Ontology annotation, cellular component: succinate-CoA ligase complex (ADP-forming); mitochondrion. Gene Ontology annotation, molecular function: succinate-CoA ligase (ADP-forming) activity; succinate-CoA ligase (GDP-forming) activity. Bases 139 to 1125 code for a protein of 328 amino acids. Lineage: Eukaryota; Metazoa; Arthropoda; Insecta; Diptera; Diopsidae. The record is from RefSeq and is a predicted model, not a curated record.
UCACUCGCAACACUUGGUGUUUGCCUGUUCGCUCGACAGGUUAUCGAAGUUCGCGAAAGUAGUUCGAAUCAUACAUUUUUUAAUUUAUUUUUAUUCAAUAUUUUAUAAUAAAAUAUUUACUGACAUAUUUAUUUGAAUAUGGCUUCCUCGGCAAGAGUUUUGUUAAAAGUACGAGAUGCAUUCAUUACUGGCAUUCGUGCGAAUUCACAGUACAACCAAACUCGCCUCAAUCUGCAGUUGACGGCAGACUCUCGUGUUAUUUGCCAAGGCUUUACAGGCAAGCAGGGAACCUUCCAUAGUCAGCAGGCCUUAGAGUAUGGAACAAAAUUAGUGGGUGGUAUUUCACCGAAAAAAGGUGGCACAACUCAUCUGGGUUUACCGGUUUUUGCCAGUGUAGCUGAUGCUAAAAAAGCAACUGAUCCGCAUGCUACUGUUAUUUAUGUACCACCACCAGGUGCAGCAGCUGCUAUUAUAGAAGCACUUGAAUCUGAAAUUCCUUUAAUUGUUUGCAUAACAGAAGGUGUACCUCAACAUGAUAUGGUCCGAGUCAAACAUGCCCUAUUGACACAAAACAAAUCACGUUUAUUAGGUCCAAACUGUCCCGGAAUUAUUGCACCAGAAAGAUGUAAAAUAGGAAUUAUGCCUGGUCACAUUCAUAAGCGCGGAAAAAUUGGUGUUGUGUCCAGAUCGGGCACUCUUACUUACGAAGCUGUAAACCAAACUACUGAAGUUGGACUUGGUCAGACUUUAUGCGUAGGCAUCGGUGGUGAUCCAUUCAACGGCACUGAUUUCAUUGAUUGUCUCGAAGUUUUCUUGAAGGAUCCCGAAACUAAGGGUAUUAUUUUAAUUGGUGAAAUUGGUGGUGUUGCUGAAGAAAAAGCUGCUGAAUAUUUGACACAAUAUAAUACGGGUAUUAAAGCUAAGCCAGUAGUAUCAUUUAUUGCUGGUCUUUCUGCGCCGCCCGGCAGAAGAAUGGGUCAUGCUGGUGCUAUUAUAUCAGGCGGUAAAGGUGGUGCUGGUGAUAAGAUUAAGGCACUAGAGAAAGCAGGUGUAAUUGUUACUAGAAGUCCCGCACAAAUGGGUAAUGAACUCUUUAAGGAAAUGAAACGUUUGGAACUUGCCUAGAAUCCAAUAAAAUAUAUAUAAAAUUAGGCCAACAAAACACGAAAUGAACUACAAAUUAAAAAAUAAAAUGUCACAUUUUUAUGUCAUUAACAUUAAUAUUAUGUAUUAUAAGUUCUCAUUAUUUAACAAUGUCGCUAAAAUUUCUUUAAAUUGAUUCCGUACUAAACUGCCAAGCAUAUAUGAGCCCUAGCAAAACACAAUAUAAAUUAACAAUUUAGUUCCACCGGAUUUGAAUUUUUGAUUUUGAUAAGAUGUGAAGUAGUUUUUUAUUCGUAAUUUAAGUAUAUUUUGUGGGGUAAAAUAAUGUUACAUUGAAUAAUUUUAUAAAAAUUGAAUUGUAUAUUAUAGUUAUAAAUAUUUAAAAAAUUUUCUUGCACCAAAUUAACUAUGAAUUUUAAUGUAUUGGCUGCACUUUAUCGAUAUUACCAAAAGUAAUAGUUUAUAAGAGAACCAACUCGAAACGGAAUAUCCAAGCAAAAACAAAAACA